Messenger RNA from Fonsecaea nubica, 1971 nucleotides. RefSeq lists its product as hypothetical. Bases 1 to 1971 code for a protein of 656 amino acids. Lineage: Eukaryota; Fungi; Ascomycota; Eurotiomycetes; Chaetothyriales; Herpotrichiellaceae. The transcript has 2 exons. The record is from RefSeq and is a predicted model, not a curated record. Gene Ontology annotation, molecular function: oxidoreductase activity, acting on CH-OH group of donors; flavin adenine dinucleotide binding.
AUGGGAUCCGAAAAAACCCAACAAACAUCUACAGGCGCGGGGCCGGGAACGGGAGUCUUUUGCUCGCUCGAGGACUUCCUUGCCAACGACUUUGACUAUGUCAUCGUGGGCGGCGGGACUGCCGGUGCAGUGGUGGCAGCGCGGUUGAGCGAGGACCCCAACGUCCGCGUGGGCGUCCUUGAAGCCGGCCAGAACCGUCUGGGAGAUCCUCUGGUCGAGACGCCGGGGACGCUGGCGUUCCUUCUAAGAAAUCCCACGUACGCGUGGGACUUUAUGACGGUGCCUCAGACCGCCAACAACAACAGAUCCUACCAUGUCACACGCGGCAAAGUCCUCGGAGGCUCCAGCGCCAUCAACUUCAUGGCCUACACGUACCCGUCGCGACGCGAUUGGGACGACCUGAAAGAGCUGGGCAUCACCGGGUGGUCGUGGGACGACAUGUACCCCUACUACCGACGGGUCGAGCACUACGACCCCGCGACCAAGCCCGAGCCAGAGUUCUACCCGAUCGACACGGCGGUGCACGGCAGUGAGGGCCCCAUCCACACGUCGUGCGCCAGCGCGCGUACCUCGACCGAAGACGCCGUCCUUGCCGCCCUGCAGGAGACGUCGGGUCUGCCACUGGCCAAGGAGCCGUACUCGGACUCGGGUGAUCACCAGGGUUGGUUUGGGUGCUUGAACGCCAUUGACCGCAGCGUCAACAAGGGCACGCGCAGCUACGCGGCGACGGGGUACAUUGCGCCAAUCCUGCAACGCACCAACCUGAAGAUCCUGACGGAAGCCACCGCCACCAAGGUCAUAUUGGAACAAGACAAUGGCGAUUCCACGUUAAAGAUCGCGCGAGGCGUGGAAUUCGCUCAUGCGGGCCGUCACACCCCAUUACAGACCGUCCGCGCCAAAGCCGAAGUCAUCCUCUGUGCCGGUGCGAUCCAGACACCGCAACUCCUAGAGCUCUCUGGGAUCGGCGACGCGUCGAUCCUGCGCGCGGCGGGCGUGACUCCACGAGUCGAGAAUCCGCACGUGGGCGUCAACGCGCAGGAGCAGAUCAUGACCAACGUGAGCUACGAGCUCGCCGACGGGGAAACCAGCCUCGACAGCAUCUACACGGACCCGACGUUCCUGCCCGCGCAGCAGGCGCUGUACGCCACGUCGCGCGAGGGUCUCCUGGCCAGCAGCCCCGGGCUGAACGGGUUCACGUCGUACGCGGGGCUGGUGAGCGCGAGCACGCUGGAACGAAGUGUGUCGUCGCUGACCUCCCUCCCACCCAUUUCGUCCUCGUCACCGUCGUCGCCCGUGCCAGAGAUCGAUUCCCGACAUGCGCGCAUCCUGGCGUCGCGGCUCGCCUCGCCCACCGCCUCGGCGAUCCAGUACAUCCUCAUCGCGGCGUUUUGCGACACUCGCGACGGCCACGGCGACAUGUCCAAGUUCAUGCCCGGCCCGCCGCCGCCGCCAUUCUCAUCAUCCCCAAAUCCAUCGUCGACAAACCCUUGCAUCUCCCUACAAACCGUCCUCAUGUACCCGGCCUCCCGGGGCUCCGUGCACAUCACGUCCGCAGACCCGUUCGCUCCACCGCGGAUCGACUACGGGCUCCUCUCGCACCCGGCCGACGUCGACGUCCUUGCCGCGGGCCUCGCCCUCGCCGACCGCGUGUUCGCUUCGCCGCACCUCCGCCCGCGCGUCAAGCGCCGCGUGUACCCGGCCGAGGGAGUCGACGUGCAGAACCCCGCCGUGGCCCGGGAGACUGUGCGCGAGGCCGUGACGCUGAUCAACCACCCGCUGGGGACGUGCGCGCUGGGCAAAGUCGUCGACGACCGCCUGCGGGUGACGGGUCCCGUGCGGGGACUGCGCGUCGUCGACGCCAGCGUGCUGCCCAUGCAGCCGAGCGCGUUCCCCAUGGCGACCGUCUACGCGAUUGGAGAGAAGGGCGCGGCCAUGAUCAAGGAGGACCGGGUCUCCAGCAAGGCUUUGUAG